UCAUCAAUGAAAACUCGCUAGGAGAAACCGUCUGAAAAUUGAGUCACGAAAAAUCAACAUCGAAGACAACAAAGUUCUCAUUGUAUGAGAUAGACAAAGAUAAAUAUAGUGUCUCUGUCUCUGUCUGAAACAUCCAUAGCAUAUCACGCAUGUACAGAACGAGAUCCUUUUCUUGUCUUCCAUGUUGAUUUAUCACGACUCAAUUUUCGAACAGUUCCUUCUAUACAUUUGGUUUCGGUAGAAAUCAAGUGUGUCGAUCGAGUGUCAACGUCGAGUCGAAGUCUGUUUAUAUGAUCGUGCUUUCGCAGUAUAUGAGUUUAUAUGAUCGUAAUAUGAAUUAUUAGUGAAGACUAGUAUUUUUGGAUUCUACUUGAAUUUUACAUUUUGUAAGAAAUUAUCAUAUAUAAAAAGAAGUUACAAAUUCGGUGUGCUCAAAACGAAGUUCAGCCGCCAUAUCAGUUACAAAUAUGUAAGACAGAAUUAGCUGAUGAAGUCUUUGAUUUUGUCAAAUAUCCUUCUUAUUUCUUGUUUAUUAAAGUAAAAAAUAACUUAUGGUCUAAAAUGUCUGAGAGAACUUUCUAAAGUACUGAUAUUUCAUAUUUUUCAUACUCACAUUUAAGCUGAAAAAUGACCAGAAUAAUUAAACACAUAUAUUCUUGUAACUACUAAUAAAUUUGGAAUAAACAUUGCCUUUUUCUAUCCUACUGAAUAUAAUAAUAGGAUAAAUAUAUAAUACUAUCAUGGCGGGACGUGGCAGGGGAAGAGGUAAACCUUCCAUGUCAAUCAGUACGGAACAAUUAGGCUUUGCUAAAGGAGAAGCAUUACCUCCACCAGUCUUACAACCUCCAUUAAAAUAUCCUCUUCUAGAAUAUAAACCAUUGCCUUUAAAUAUUACUAAAGAAAUGAGCUAUUUGUUGGAAUUAAAGAAAGGAUAUGCAGAAUAUAUGAGAGAAUCGCCUAACAAUGUUUUGCCUUUAGUAAUUAAAAAAGAUAUUGAGAGGUAUUCAGAUCGAUAUCAAGACUUGAUUACUGAUAAAAGUAGUUAUGAGAGUAGAUAUGAUUGGAGCAGAAUGCCUGUAGAAUUAAAGCCUCAAUUACGAAAGCGUAAAGGACAAAAAUGUGAGAACCUACAGACAAAACGUAAGAACGUUGAUAUAGAGUCAAAGUUGCAAGAAUUAGAAAAAAAAGAGAGUUUGCAACAAAGUGAUGCAGAGGAAGAAGAAAAGGAGGAGGAAGAAGCAGAAGGAAAGGAUGAUGAGCAAGCAGAAGAUGAGGAAGAAGAACUAGAUGAGGAAAUGGAUGAGGGAACUGAUUACGUGAAUAAUUAUUUCGAUAAUGGAGAAGGUUACGAUGAUGAAGACGAUAAUUUAGAUGAUGGGCCGAUUUAUUAAUAUAGUUUCUACAAGAAUCAAAAAUUUCCAUUUCAGAUACUAUUUUAUUUAAAUACCACAAUUUUUUAUCUUAAAAAUUACUUGCUAAGAUCCUUAUCUUUCUGUUUCAAUUUAGGAAAUUUGAUAAUUUUGUGAGAUGUAAUUUUAUCAUAUAUAUAUUAUAUAUAUAUAAGUGCAUAGAAAUAUUUUUAAAUAAAUAGAUCACUUAAAAAAGAUACAAAUUAAU
Molecule: messenger RNA, 1617 nt
Organism: Bombus pyrosoma
Lineage: Eukaryota; Metazoa; Arthropoda; Insecta; Hymenoptera; Apidae
Gene: Polr3G
Product: DNA-directed RNA polymerase III subunit RPC7-like
Exons: 3
Coding region: 741-1391 (216 amino acids)
Biological process (GO): transcription by RNA polymerase III
Cellular component (GO): RNA polymerase III complex
Source: RefSeq, a predicted model, not a curated record